Puma concolor (puma) is the source of this 1131-nucleotide messenger RNA. NCBI's taxonomy places the organism in Eukaryota, Metazoa, Chordata, Mammalia, Carnivora, Felidae. The record is from RefSeq and is a predicted model, not a curated record.
AUGGAGAGGCCGGGAGCCAGUGCUCGGUGCCCCGUGCAAGAGCAGCGUGCCCGUUGGGAGCGGAAACGCGCCUGCACUGCCCGGGAGCUGCUGGAGACCGAACGGCGCUACCAGGAACAGCUGGGGCUGGUGGCCACGUACUUCGUGGGGAUUCUGAGAGCCAAGGGCACCCUGCGACCAGCGGAGCGCCAGGCCCUGUUUGGGCCCUGGGAGCUCAUUUACGGCGCCAGCCAAGAGCUGCUUCCCUACCUCGAAGGAGGGCACUGGGGACAGGGGCUGGAAGGCUUCUGCCCCCACCUGGAGCUCUACACCCAAUUUGCUGCCAAUGCAGAGAGGUCCCAGACCACCCUGCAGGAACAACUAAAGAAAAAUAAACGUUUCCGGAGGUUUGUGCGACUUCAGGAAGGCCGCCCUGAGUUUGGAAGCCUGCAUCUUCAGGACCUGCUCCCUCUGCCUCUGCAGAGGCUCCAGCAGUAUGAAAAUCUUGUCAUGGCUUUGGCUGAAAACACAGGUCCCAACAGCCCUGACCACCAACAGCUCACACGGGCUGCCCGGCUGAUCAGUGAGACUGCUCAGAGAGUCCACAGCAUUGGUCAGAGACAGAAGAAUGACCAGCACCUCCGGCGUGUUCAGGCUUUGCUCAGUGGCCGCCAGGCAAAGGGGCUUACCUCAGGUCGCUGGUUCCUACGUCAGGGCUGGCUACUGGUAGUGCCUCCCCGUGGGGAGCCUCGGCCCCGAAUGUUCUUCCUCUUCUCGGAUGUGCUCCUCAUGGCCAAACCUCGACCCCCACUGCAUCUGCUGCAGAGUGGCACCUUUGCCUGCCGUGCCCUCUACCCCAUGGCCCAGUGUCAACUCCACAGGGUCUUUGGCCACUCAGGAGGCCCUUGUGGUGGACUGCUCAGCCUGUCCUUUCCCUGUGAGAAGCUACUGCUUAUGUCCACAGACCAGGAAGAGCUGUUGCGCUGGCACCACAGUCUGACUUUGGCCAUCAGAGUGCUCAUGCCAGUGCCCGAACUGACCAUCUUCUCUCCACAGCAGCCAGAAGAGCUAGAGGAAUCUUACAAAUUCCAGAACCCAGGAUACUUGAGGGACAGAUCAGAGUCAGGAGUACAAAGAAAUCUUCAGUACUAA